AUGAGUAGUCCAAACUUGGAAAAAGGGAAUUAUGCAAAUGCACAAGUUGAGGAAGAACAGAUUGUUUUUGUAAAAUUGUUGAUUAGCGAUAAAGCAGCAAACAAGAUAUUAAGCAACUCAGGCUCAAUAUUGAAGAAAGUUAAACAAGUGAAUCAUGUUUUCAUAUUAGUUUCAGGUGCUAAUAAAUAUUUUCCAGGAACAAAUUUUAGAGUGGCAACUUUAGAAGGGAAUGAAAAAAAUGUGAAUGAAACAAUGGAAGUUUUGGAUUUUCUUUUGAAAAACACAGAUGACGAAGUACAGGAAGAAAAUUUGAAGAAUUAUGAGUAUAACAUUCGUCUUGCAGUCCCAAGAAGUGUGAUUGGAAGUAUUAUAGGGAUAAAGGGGGAGUUUAUUAGUCAUGUUAGAACAGUAACUAGUGCUCACAUUAAUAUAUCCCCAAUUUUUGUAACAUCAGAGAAAGCGUGUAAUGAGAGAAUUAUUACAAUCUCAGGUAACAAUAGUAAUCAGGUAAUUCAUGCAUUCAUAAUUUUAACAAAAAAAGUUAACAGUUCACCUGAAGGAAGGUCAUGUAAAAGUAUUAUAUAUAGAAGAGCGGACUUUUUCAGAAGAAAGAGUCAGAAAACAGAACAGGAGAAAAUCGACCCAUUAUUAAACUCUCAGCUUGAGGAGAUGAACAAUUUUUUGAAUAAGAAUCCAAUCAAUUCAACUUAUAAAGUAGAAUCGAGAAGUUUAGAAAUAAAAGAAAAGCCAAAACUAAACUUUAAGACAAUCUCAAACGGACGUUGGAGCGAACAAGUUGACUUAUUGUCACAUGAAGAAGGCACUGUCUUGGAGAAGCUGGGAAGUAAGCUGAAAAAAGUUGAAAUUAUAAGGGAUGAACUAAUUGAGGGAGAUAAAGUAAAGAUUAGCCAACAAGCUGGUUUUGUCAGUGGCGAUGAUAAGAUUCAAGAAGUAUCAGUAGAAAAGUUCUACGAGGUUCCUUCAAAAUCAGUUCAAAAUAGAAUUCCUACAAAUAUAUUCAUUAUAUCCUUCUUAGCAUUAGUUACAGGUGCAUUUUUCCUGCAAUAUAUUUCGAAUGAGAUUAUACAUGUGUGA
Molecule: messenger RNA, 1095 nt
Organism: Cryptosporidium ubiquitum
Lineage: Eukaryota; Apicomplexa; Conoidasida; Eucoccidiorida; Cryptosporidiidae
Exons: 1
Coding region: 1-1095 (364 amino acids)
Biological process (GO): regulation of gene expression
Cellular component (GO): cytoplasm; nucleus
Molecular function (GO): mRNA binding
Source: RefSeq, a predicted model, not a curated record